This is a messenger RNA of Brachypodium distachyon (stiff brome), 1720 nucleotides long. RefSeq names its product haloacid dehalogenase-like hydrolase domain-containing protein At4g39970. Lineage: Eukaryota; Viridiplantae; Streptophyta; Magnoliopsida; Poales; Poaceae. Gene Ontology annotation, molecular function: hydrolase activity. Bases 81 to 1082 code for a protein of 333 amino acids. The record is from RefSeq and is a predicted model, not a curated record. The transcript has 11 exons.
GAAAGAGAUAAGCAGCCACUUUACUCUUGAACCAUUCGCGCCUAUUCCGUCCCCCUCCAUCUCCUGAUCUCUAUUCUCCAAUGGCACCAAUGGCGUCGACAUCCCUUCUCACCCCCGUCUCCUUCCCCACGGCCGCCGCCACAGCUCGCCGCAGCUUCUCCACCCACCGCUCCCCCUCCGGCGCCCUCCCCCGCCUCCGCCUCCGCCCCCGCUCCCGCCGCGCGUCCGGGCUCGCCGUCUCCGCAUCGGCGGCCUCCCCGCCGCUGUCGCUCGACGCCCUGAUCUUCGACUGCGACGGCGUCAUACUUGAGUCGGAGCACCUCCACCGGCAGGCCUACAACGACGCCUUCGCGCACUUCGGGGUCCGCUGCCCGCCCGCGGCCGACGCGCCGCUCGACUGGGACGAGGCCUUCUACGACGACCUCCAGAACCGCAUUGGCGGUGGGAAGCCCAAGAUGCGAUGGUACUUUGGGGAAAAUGGGUGGCCUUCCUCAAAGCUAUUUGAGACGCCACCUUCUAGCGACUCCGAUAAGGAGAAGUUAGUUGACAUUAUUCAGGUAUACCUUUUUAUUUCCUUGGCUCCAUGUCUAAUACAAGAUUGUUUGGAAUAUGUAUGUUCCCCAGUUCCCACAAGUCAUCUGUUCAAGGUAAACAAGACAUCUGUUUGCUCAGUCAUCUUUCCACUGUUGACAGAAGCACUUGUUUUGCAGGACUGGAAAACAGAAAGAUACAAAGAAAUAAUCAAAUCUGGAACGGUGGAGCCUAGACCUGGUGUUUUACGUCUGAUGGAUGAAGUUAAGGGUGCGGGCAUCAAGCUUGCUGUUUGCUCUGCGGCAACUAAAAGCUCAGUGGUACUGUGCCUAGAAAACCUUAUUGGACUUGAACGAUUCAAUGGUCUGGACUGCUUCCUUGCUGGCGAUGAUGUUAAACUGAAGAAACCUGAUCCAUCAAUAUAUAUUACAGCAGCAAAGAAAUUAGGUGUGGAAAGCAAGAACUGCCUUGUAGUAGAAGACAGUGUUAUUGGACUACAAAAAUUCCUUUCUUUUGAUAGGCAGCUAAAGGAGCAGGGAUGUCAUGUAUAAUAACAUAUACACCUUCAACUGCUAACCAAGAUUUCAAGGAUGCCAUUGCAACCUAUCCUGACCUUAGUAAUGUGAGGUUUGAGGACCUCAGGCUGCUGCUCCAAGAAGCUGUUGUCACUGGAUAGUGCAGUUUCUUGCUUUCCUCAGGAAAUGCAUUGACCGUUUUUUCAUGUGUGAUGCACCAUGGUCAAUAUUCAAGCUGCAUUGUUAUCCAUCUUAUUUGGGCCUCCUGGAAUCUUCAAGACCCACCAAAGUAUUUGGGAACAAAGAUCAAGUGAGCAUACUCCGGUACAUUAAUUCUUCGUGAAUCUCGGUAUACUUUGUAAAUAAAGACGGAGCAAACAUUUGUUUCGGCUGCGGUGGUUGGUAGUACUGCUGGUGAACCAAAGGCUGUCAUUUUGUUGAAUACUUAAUGGUUGAUGUUAGAUACAGACAAAAAAUAUACUUUGAUUACCAAUGGAUAUUAGCUUCCAAAACAUUGGCCAGACUGCUCUAUUGUGCAUAGGAUGUUUCAAGCAACUAGCAAGUGGUCAACUACAGGCUGCAACUGCUGGGGAACCAAUGUUGUGUGAAGUAAAAAUACAAUUGUUGGCACAAAAUAUUUUCUUAAAGUGAAGAAGGUUAUAUGAUUUUGCUUA